AUGGCCACUGUCCUCCCUGUGGAGAUUGCCCGAAUGAUUACGGAUUAUAUACAAGACAAGAAGACCUUUCUCAAUCUCCUUACGGACGUCUCCUUCCUCGGUCCCAUCGGCCAAAAUCACGCUCAGUUCAAAUAUCCCUCGGAGGCUGAUCUAUUGGGUGCGUCCGGCAGCUUUCUGGACGGUAUCACCGCAGGCGGCGGCCGAUGCGCCCGUUAUGUCAAACGACUCUAUCUUCCUGGCUCAGGCUUCCUACAGAGGGAGCUAUACAAAUUGCUCCAGACGAUCCUACAGGCGCUUCCCAAUCUGGAAGACUUACAGGUUCAUCGUUCGUGGUGGAUGGUAUUUCCAUUUGGUUUCAACCUGCAAGCCCUCUUUGAAUCACCGCCCCCAUUUCAAUUACAAGGCUUCGGGUGGUAUACACCAGGAAAUCUAGACAGAGUCGGAUUAGAUUGGUUCCUCUCCCAUCAAAUAUCUCUGGAGCGUCUAUUCCUUCCAUCCUUGAACACGUCGCCAUCUCCCUUCACUCCGACUCUUCCGAGACUUCGAAUACUGCAUGCUUUGGACAACGUAGCCGCAAGAAGGUUCCUCACAGGAAACCAAGUAACGCAGUUGAAGCUAGAGCGGGACGAUAUUCAUGAACUCGAUGAUACUACUCUUCGCACUGUGGUCUUCUGCGUUUCACGGUUUGCAUUAUUGGGUAGCCUCUCAACAGUAGUUGCGCGGAUGCCAAACUUAGAGCGCUUAGAAAUAAAUGCCUCUGCCCAAUCAAUCCCUCUAACCCUCGUUCGGCUUGCUAUGCUCAAAGGUGCGGCAAAACUACGACACUUGCGUAUCUUGACCUGCGAGACCGUCACUGGACGCACACAUGUUGGGGAAUCGCCCUGGGACUACAGGGACGUGGCCAUUGCGUUCAAUAGUCUUCCCUCCCUCACACACAUGACCGUCCAGCUCACGUACGCUCCGAGUUUCCCUGAGUACUACUGCUUUGCCAGGGGGGCUGCGCGGCCGGUGAAGCUUCGCUCGGUCCGUCCAGCGCCCGAAUGGUGGCAAGACGACUGGGUUGAUGAUUAUGUGGUCGUCCCCUUUGAGCCGGGCGAUAAGCGAAUGGGGUAUACGGGUCAUCUCCUUCAUGCAGCCCGCGAGGUGCUGCCCAUAUCAGUUGAAUCGCACAUAUCGUGA
Molecule: messenger RNA, 1179 nt
Organism: Pleurotus ostreatus (oyster mushroom)
Lineage: Eukaryota; Fungi; Basidiomycota; Agaricomycetes; Agaricales; Pleurotaceae
Exons: 3
Coding region: 1-1179 (392 amino acids)
Source: RefSeq, a predicted model, not a curated record